AUGGCUAAUGAAAAUAUAACUGAUUAUGAUUACAGAUUCGUCGAUAGUGACACUGGUCUGCAGGGUGCUAUCUCUGAGCUCAAACUGAAGAUAGCGGAAGGGAACACUCUACUAGCUGUUGAUUGUGAGGGGAAUUCGUUGAGCAGAGAGGGAGCCCUUACCAUCAUCACAGUAGCAACUGAAGAGAAAGUCUACAUAUUUGAUGUGCAGAAGUUAGGACAAGCCACAUUCAGCAGUGGACUUGGCGCAAUCCUUGAAGACGAAUCUCGCAAGAAGUUGAUGUUUGAUUGUCGACAAGACUCCGACGCGCUUUGGCAUCAGUUUAAGGUAAAAUUGAGCGGAGUCUUGGACGUGCAGCUGCUUGAAGUCAUCUAUCGCCGUGAAAACCCGUCAGCUUCCACAACUAACACAGCUAACACUGCGCAGUCUUCCUCCAACAAUAAACGAGGAGGUCGUCGGAAUCGUCGGAGUCAGCGAACUGAUGAAAUAGAGAAGAUAUAUGGGUUUGGUCGUUGCGUUGAGUUGUACCUCCAAGACGAAAAGUUGAUCAAAAUAAAGGAUAAGGGAAAAAGGUUGUUAGAGAAGGAUAAAGAACUGUGGACGAAAAGGCCACUAACGGAUGAUCUCAUCCAGUACUGCGUUGUGGAUACAAUGGCCAUGUUCAGAUUGUACAACAAGAUGAAGAAUGUCAACGGUGGAGAGCAGGCCCGUCUUCGAGUGGCAUCCGAUAAGUAUGUUGACCUGUACCGGGGCAAAACAGAAAGAUCUUUCGAUGGCUACGAAAAGAAUGCGUACCUCCCUCUCGACAUUAUCCCUGAUAAAGGAACACUGGAUUUUCCGGCCGCUAACACUGUAUGCACGUGCUGCGAUCGAUGGUUUCCGCAUGAAGAGUUCAGUUUAACGCAGCUGAGAAAUGGAGAGCAGAAGUGCAGGGUGUGUAAGGAGAUAAAGCGUUUGGAAGAUGUACAACAAAACAGGGAAGAUCAAUGGGCACGUGAUGCCCAAGCAGCACUAGAUUAUGUCUGCAUUCCUGAUGGCAUGUCUGAAUACGCAUGGUUCUGCGGCCACGAACCAUGGGAAAUAUGA
Molecule: messenger RNA, 1086 nt
Organism: Porites lobata
Lineage: Eukaryota; Metazoa; Cnidaria; Anthozoa; Scleractinia; Poritidae
Source: the annotation of a GenBank genome assembly